UCAUACAGGUCGUAGCAGAGCGCGCGAUGGCUCAUGGAUAGACCCGGACUGCGAUGUGUGCGUGAGUGUGCUCUCGGGCUCGGAAUCGCAGCACAGCGCGAAAGUAGCAACAGCAGCAGCCAGCAGCCAGCAGCCAGCUAAUGAGCUAAGCCAGCUUCCGUUCGGCCGGCGGUAUCUCGAUUCUCGCGACGAUGUGACGUUCACUUCACGUUGCGCGCACGCAGGACUCGGUAUGGCGCGAUAGGACGCGCGUAUACGUUGCAUCUUGGGGGCGUUUCAUUUGGAGCACGCGUUUAUACGUGUUUACGUCCUACCCAGGGCUCCUCGCCUCGAGGAGCAUCCGCGAACACGCGUUGCGCAUUUCAUGGAAAAUUAUCGUGGCGGCUUCCUCGAUCGCGGCUUAACGUAAAUCGCUACCUCCCCUCUUCUCCUCGUCGCCAGCCGGAGGUGUAUUUGUGCUGACUCGUCGAUAAACAACGCGCGCGCCGACGUCACCACCAGGAAACGCGCGAUGCGUGUCCCGGCGCCUCGAGCGCAAAACACCCGAAGAUCUCGUGAACAAUGUCCAGGUGUCGAUAAUUGAUAUUAUCGCAAGAGCGAACGGGAAAAACGCGUUAGCGAACGGGAGGUUGGCGAAGGAAGGUAUGGAGGGUGUCAACGGUCAGCUGCAGACCAAGUAUCAGAAAAUCGCCACGGAAUACUCAAAAAUUCGUGCGCAAGCGAACGUUCUGAAAAAGGCUGUGAUAGAGGAGCAAACGCGUAACGUGGAGAUCCGGAAUCAGUUGAAGGAGAAAGAGGUCGAGUUUCGCCGGGCUGAGCAGGAGAUCGACAGCCUGACGUUUCGCAAUCAACAAUUGACAAAGCGUAUAACUGUACUGCAAGAAGAGCUUGACAAGGCACAGAACAAGCCUAAGAAGGGUAAGGGCAAAGCGUUGGAGAACAACAGUCAAAUCACAGUGACACCACCACCACUGAAUAACAUCUUGGACGAGGAAUUUCAAAAGAAGAUAGUCGAAAAUGCUCAAUUGUUGUCGCAGAUUAGUGACAAGGACAACGAAAUUGAAACCCUAUACGAAAGGAUACAACAGUUGGAAUGUAAAAUCGAUUAUUGUGAGAAAGCUAAGGUAGAAUCGGAAUGCCAGUACCAGGGUACUAUAGAUAAAUUAGAAAGAGAGAGAAAUGACUUGCAGAGAAAGUUAAAUGACAGACAGAAACAAGAAGAAACUGUGUCAUGGUCUAGUAACGAAGGUAAACGCGAUGGUUAUGACUUUGAUGCAAGGGGAGUGCUCUCGAAUCAUCGACAGACAGAACCAUCGCCAUUUUCCUCGCCAUCUGCUUCUCGCAGAUCCUCGAAAUCACUUGGGGAAGGAAAGCCACAAAAGUCACAAGAAGAAAGUAAUGAAUUUCUCUAUGCAAAACCAUGUGACUUAGAGAAGGAAAUUAUUCAUUGGAAAGCUCAGUACCAUAUACUCAAGAUAAAGUAUGACGAAUUACAACAAACACAAGCUGUGGCAACUUCGCAAAUGGAUGGCGACACAUUGAAACCUAUAGAAAUAAGUAAUAUGAUUGGAAAAUUGAGUGCACCUUUUGCCAUACCAGAAGAGAUUGAAGCUCGUGAAUUAAAAAUUAGGGACUAUUUUCUAGAAGAAAUAGAAAGAUUGACAAACGAAAAAUAUGUCUAUCAUAUAAAAAACUUAGCUAUGGCCGCGAAUAGCGAAGUUAUGCACGUGCAGUUAGAUACAAGCGAAUCAAAAAGAGAGAAGUGCGAGGUGGCACUAUUAGAGACACUUUCCAAUUGUAAUAGUAUACAAAAAGAGAAAGAGACACAGGAGGUAAAUUACAAGGUACAACUCAACACCAUGAGCGAACAUCUUGCCAAUAUGAAUGAAAAACUUAUCUUCCAAACAGAGGAGAUACAACAAUUGAAAUUUGAAUUAGCUAAUAAGAAUAGUAAAAGAGGAAAACAAAAGUGAUCCAGGUCAGAAUUGCAAAGAACAAUCAUUGACAUUCCAUUCAGUGGUAUGGUUUAAUCGUGAUCAUUGAUAAAUUUUAUGUACAUAUAUAGAUUGUAUCCACUGAUUUUGCGUAUACUCAUAUCUUUAGCCUGAAAAGUGCUAAAGAGCUCUCUAACUUGAUGUUACGUUAUUUAUGAAAUCAAAAUAAAAAUUCUCAUCGACGACGUUCUAUUUAUGAACGCUUACAUUAUAAGUUUAAUUCUUUUAUGCAUAUGUGCAAUGAUUAUCUUUAUUUGUUCAUACUUAUUUACAGCAAUACUUGGACAGGAUAAAUUUUGCAAUCUAAAUUUGUUAAUAAAGAGAAUCUUUUUUGUACCACUUACAAGAUAUUGAUAGUUUAUAGGUAAAAAUGUAAACCAAUACCUACAAUUGUAAAUUAUAAGUCAUUCUUACUAAAUGGAAGCAAAUGUAAGAAAUGUACAGCUACUGUUUAUAGUAGGUGUUGUGAUAAAAUUAAUGUAUAUUCGCCAAAGCAAUUGUAUGUAUUGCCUUGAGCGUAUUAAUUAUAAAUAAAAUAUAAUUAAUCUUCG
Monomorium pharaonis (pharaoh ant) is the source of this 2545-nucleotide messenger RNA. RefSeq lists its product as uncharacterized. The coding region runs from base 645 to 1973 and encodes 442 amino acids. Gene Ontology annotation, cellular component: early endosome; membrane. Lineage: Eukaryota; Metazoa; Arthropoda; Insecta; Hymenoptera; Formicidae. The record is from RefSeq and is a predicted model, not a curated record. The transcript has 5 exons.